Macrobrachium nipponense is the source of this 1671-nucleotide messenger RNA. RefSeq names its product alkaline ceramidase-like (gene bwa). Gene Ontology annotation, cellular component: membrane. Gene Ontology annotation, biological process: ceramide catabolic process. The record is from RefSeq and is a predicted model, not a curated record. NCBI's taxonomy places the organism in Eukaryota, Metazoa, Arthropoda, Malacostraca, Decapoda, Palaemonidae. The transcript has 3 exons. Gene Ontology annotation, molecular function: hydrolase activity, acting on carbon-nitrogen (but not peptide) bonds, in linear amides. The coding region runs from base 399 to 1223 and encodes 274 amino acids.
UCGAGUCGACAGCAUUAGCCAGUAUAACCCUAGGCCCGAGCGGUGGUGUACGUCAGUGCGUCUCAGUGAAUUGCAACAGAGAUUUGUCGUUGAAUAAUUAUGAAGGACAUUGGCUCUACAUCCGUGUGAUGUCUGUUCCCCCUCCUUAAUUAGACUGCAUAUUAUUUCGACGCGGCAGAUUGUCUGACUUCGGACAGGCUGCUGCAUAAGUCGCGCCCCCCCCGCUGGUGUUCCGUAGAAUUUAUGCGAGGCGACGGUGGAGCCCUCUACCUGGGAUGUGCCCUUAAAAGCGUCAGCUCUCAAUGAGAAGAGCACUUGUGCUUUGCAUCUCGCACUGAAGCCUUUCUUGCAAGGUCCGUUGGUCAUCCGGACUUCAAGGAACACUUAUACCUGACCUCAUGAUGGCUACCACAAGAGGGAGUCUCUUGCGGAAUUGGGUUGGCGCAGGAACGUCUCCUGUGGACUGGUGUGAGGACAACUACACCGUCACUCCCCACAUAGCCGAAUUCGUCAACACAAUCAGCAACGUGCUUUUCCUGAUCGUUCCGGCCGCUUGCACGCACCUAUGGGCCAGCUACGCCAAACACGUCUCGCGGGGCAUCCACGUCGUGUGGAUCUUCUUCACCGUCAUCGGUUUGUCGUCGGCCUAUUUCCACGCCACGCUGUCCCUCCUGGGCCAGCUCUUGGACGAACUAUCUAUCCUGUGGGUGCUGAUGGUGUCCUACGCUCUGUUUACACCAGUCCAGUACAGGCCCAAGUACCUUAGGACGAAUCAAAAGCUCUUUCUGGGCGCCAUGUCGCUUCUGGCCUGUUUGAUUACAGCCUCGGCCUUCGUCCAACCAGCCGUCAACUGUUACGCCCUCUUCCUGGUGGGCGCCCCGGCUGUGACUAUGUUAGUGGUGGAGGUUCGGGCGGCCAGAGAACCAACCGUCACCCGGCUAGGGUUCAUAACCUUGUGCGCCCUAGGCCUAGCGACGACGGCCUGGGUGGGAGACAAAUUCCUUUGUGCCUUGUGGCGCGCGUUGAAUAUCGCUGUCUUGCACGGGUUGUGGCACGUACUCAUUUUUGUCAGUGCAUAUAUGACUCAGGUUCUCUUCUGUUAUAUCCACGCUUAUCAGGACGUGCCCGAGUCGCUGCCUGUCCUUCGAUACUGGCCCCCUAAGAAGAGUUGGGGUCUCCCUUACGUCUACUGCCAAAUAUACAGCCAUGACAAGACGCCCUAAGAUGGAGCUCGUCCUUGCAACCUUCCUCAGCAAUCUUCCUCACCAUAUCUCAAGUCCACGGACCGAGUUAUCUUCCCUCGUCAUCCUACCUCCGCAGUUGCUCUUUAACGAACCGAAAGGCUCUCCUGUGAACCACGUCACUUGAACAACCAAAGACUUAUCGUUAACUAUUCAGUGAGGGCUCUUCUGAUAAGAUGAAGCUAGUCACAAUCAUCAAACAAUUCUUUCCUUGGUGAUGCAAAACACUUGAUGUCUAGAAAUAGUACAAGGUCGAAAGGUGGCAAUCGAAAAAGCUAUGCUUCUUCCGUUGCGAUGGAUUUUCACGCUAUGACCGGGAAAUCUUAUUCAAUGCAAUCAUCUGCAAGUUUCUGUAAUUCCUCUCAAAUCAUAUAUAUAUAUAUAUAUAUAUAUAUAUAUAUAUAUAUAUAUAUAUAUAUAUAUAUUUAUA